Molecule: messenger RNA, 933 nt
Organism: Aspergillus oryzae RIB40
Lineage: Eukaryota; Fungi; Ascomycota; Eurotiomycetes; Eurotiales; Aspergillaceae
Product: pyridoxal 5'-phosphate synthase subunit PdxS
Exons: 3
Coding region: 1-933 (310 amino acids)
Biological process (GO): amino acid metabolic process; pyridoxal 5'-phosphate biosynthetic process; pyridoxine biosynthetic process
Molecular function (GO): amine-lyase activity
Source: RefSeq, a predicted model, not a curated record
AUGGCUUCUCAGCAGAACGGAACUAACGGGGCUUCUGCCUCCAACGACUUCACCGUCAAGGCCGGUCUGGCCCAGAUGUUGAAGGGUGGUGUAAUCAUGGACGUUGUCAAUGCGGAACAGGCUCGCAUUGCCGAGGAGGCCGGUGCUGCCGCCGUCAUGGCUCUCGAGCGUGUCCCCGCCGAUAUCAGAGCCCAGGGUGGCGUUGCGCGCAUGUCUGACCCCAGCAUGAUCAAGGAGAUCAUGGAAGCCGUCACCAUCCCUGUUAUGGCCAAGGCCCGCAUUGGUCAUUUCGUUGAAUGCCAGAUCCUUGAAGCCAUUGGCAUCGACUACAUCGACGAAUCCGAAGUCCUCACCCCCGCCGACGACAUCUACCACGUUACCAAGCACAACUUCAAGGCUCCGUUCGUCUGUGGCUGCCGCAACCUCGGCGAGGCUCUCCGCCGUAUCUCCGAGGGUGCUGCUAUGAUCCGCACCAAGGGUGAGGCCGGUACCGGCGACGUCGUGGAAGCCGUUAAGCACAUGCGCACCGUUAACGCUCAGAUUGCUCGUGCCCGUGCCAUCCUCCAAUCCUCUCCCGACUACGAGCCCGAGCUCCGCGCCUUCGCUCGUGAGCUUGAGGUCCCGUACGAGCUCUUGCGCGAGACCGCCGAGAAGGGCCGUCUCCCUGUCGUCAACUUCGCUGCCGGUGGUGUUGCCACCCCUGCUGAUGCCGCACUCAUGAUGCAGCUGGGCUGCGAUGGUGUGUUCGUUGGUUCCGGUAUCUUCAAAUCUGGCGAUGCGAAGAAGCGCGCCAAGGCUAUUGUCCAGGCUGUGACUCACUACAAGGACCCCAAGGUUCUCGCUGAAGUCAGCGAGGGUCUGGGUGAGGCCAUGGUUGGAAUCAACGUGUCUCAGAUGGCUGAGAGCGACAAGUUGGCUAAGAGGGGCUGGUAG